Sarcophilus harrisii (Tasmanian devil) is the source of this 2354-nucleotide messenger RNA. RefSeq names its product olfactory receptor 5AS1-like. Gene Ontology annotation, cellular component: membrane. Lineage: Eukaryota; Metazoa; Chordata; Mammalia; Dasyuromorphia; Dasyuridae. Bases 302 to 1261 code for a protein of 319 amino acids. Gene Ontology annotation, molecular function: olfactory receptor activity; odorant binding; G protein-coupled receptor activity. The record is from RefSeq and is a predicted model, not a curated record. Gene Ontology annotation, biological process: G protein-coupled receptor signaling pathway; sensory perception of smell. The transcript has 2 exons.
AUAAAUUUUAAGUUUACAAUGAAUUUUAAAAAUCCAUAUAAAUAUUUGUGGUCAUUAUCAUUUAAUUAGAAAUAGCAUUUUGUGAUUACCUAAAUUAUUUGCUCCUUGAUACCAUUCUUUCACAUCAUUUAAGGCUUUCCCUUAAAUAUAAGACUUGAAUAGUUGAUUUUUUUUUUUGAUGAGGCAGGAAAGACAUUCUUAUCUCUCUAUUCAUUUUUACAGAAGUGAGAUAGAAUGCAUUCUGGAUUUAUCCAAUAAUAUGCAACUCAGCUGAAAACCCUACCUACUGUUUAUCUCAGUUAUGAAGUUCUUCCAAACAAAGAUGUCUGAAAGAAAUUGCACUCCACCAACUGACUUUAUUUUUACUGGUUUCACAGAUUACUUACCUCUCCGAAUCACUCUGUUCCUUUUAUUUUUGAUCAUCUAUGUUUUGACUUUGGUGGGAAACAUUGGUUUAAUAGCCUUGGUCAAUAUUGAUUCUAAUCUUCAAACUCCCAUGUAUUAUUUUCUCAGUAAUCUCUCCUUUCUAGACCUCAGCUAUUCCACAGCCAUAGCUCCCAAGAUGCUGGUGAACUUCUUAUCUUCUAAGAAGAACAUUUCUCUGUAUGGUUGUGCCCUUCAAAUGUACUUCUUUGCUUGCUUUGCUGAUGCAGAAUGCCUCAUUCUGGCUGCAAUGGCCUUUGACCGCUAUGCAGCCAUUUGCAAUCCAUUGAUGUAUUCAACGCUUAUGUCCAGGAAAGUGUGUGUCUUCUUCAUUGUCUUGGCCUAUUUCAGUGGAAGCAUGACUUCCCUGGUUCACGUGAGUCUGACCUUCGGUUUGCCAUUCUGCCGAUCCCAUGUCAUCAAUCACUUUUUUUGUGACAUACCACCAUUAUUAGCUUUGUCUUGUGCCAAUACUACCCUCAAUGAGGUCCUGCUUUUUGCUUUAUGUGGUUUCAUCCAGACCAGUACUUUUGUGAUCAUUUUCAUUUCUUACUUCUUUAUCCUCAUAGCUAUCCUGAGAAUCAAAUCAACCGAAGGGAGACGCAAAGCUUUCUCUACAUGUGCAUCCCACUUGACAGCAGUGACAUUAUUGUAUGGUUCUGUGACUUUCAGUUAUAUUCAGCCAAGUUCUCAGUAUUCCAUGGAGCAAGAGAAAAUAUCUGCUGUAUUUUAUACACUCAUCAUACCUAUGUUAAAUCCCCUAAUUUAUAGUUUGAGAAACAAGGAGGUAAAGGACGCUGUAAAGAGGUCAAUCACUCGAAAAAAUCCACAUAACUGAUUUAUUCCUUAAAUUAAUCUUGACAAAAUAAUAACAAUAAUGUGAAAAAAUAAAGUUUUUUUCUAUUAGCAUCAUGUUAGUAAUACCAUCAGAUUUAAUGAUAAAUUCAUAUGUAAUUAUGGACUUUCCGGGGAAAAUCAGGGGAAAUAAGACUUUUAAACACCUACUAUGAUCUGGUAACUCUGCAAAUAUCAUCUUAUUUCAUAUGCACAAUGAUCUUGCUAGGUAGGUGGUAUUACAAUCAGUUUAUAAUUAAGAAAAAUGAGGUAGACUGAGAUUGAGGCUUCCUCAUUGUUACACUGGUGUAAAAUAUCUAAGGCUGAAUUUGAACUCAAGUAUCCCUGAUUGCAGACUUGGUAUUCUAAUUAUAAUACCAUCUAACCGAACAAUAUGAUAAUUUGAAAUCAGAUUACAAUUGUGUGAAGAGAUGAUAGUGACUUUAGGAUAAUGUAAUUGGGACCUAUCCUACAAACACAAAGAAUUUGAGGUCAGGAUGGGAAAAUAAAUUGUCUAAAAGUCUAAAGAGGGUUAUGAUAAUGAGGAUGAUGCUGAAAUAUAUAGCUGGCUCUGACAUAGAUUUUUAAUUGACAAAGAGCUGUGUGUGCAAUUGCGUUUACACACUAAUUCCUUUUCACUCUAUAAUAUCUGCACCAAUUGGAUUCUAGACAUAAAAUUUUCCCAUUUUAUAAAUUGAAGCUCAGUGAGAUUAAAUGAUUUGUCAGUGGCCACACAUCUCAUAAUAUGGGUGACAUUUUAUGUAAAACACUUUAACUUUUCUACUAUAUCAUUCAAAUAUAUUUAAUGGAUUUGUUGGAAGCCAGUGACAGGAAAUUAAUAUGUCUGUUAAGUUUUUGUUUGUUUGUUUUCCCCAGAAACAAAAUAAUAGAUCCUCAUAUGUGGGAAUUACCUUGUCUCAUAGUGUGAGUCAAUGAAAAAUGGCAAUUGAACAAAAAUCAAUAUGAUACAACAUAAUUCGUGGUACUUUUUAAAAACAUUCAACUAAAAGUCAUCUUAAUUAUUUUCAUGAAUAAAUUGAAAGCAUUUAUUAGAUUAUCUGAACCCUUGUAGGACCUCAAAUCUUAGUUCAGACAGA